AAAAAGAAAAAAAAAAAAAAAUCAGAGAAAAGCUCGAGGACAGCCGCAUCCCGCUCAUGGCCCGCAAGUUCAUGGUCCGUGACUUAAACCCCAUCGAUCCCGCCAGACUUGCACCAAAACCAUACGUUGAGAAAUACUACUUCUUCUACGGCACGCUCAUGGACCCAUCCAUGCUCACCCGCGUCCUGAACCUUGAUCAUAAACCCGACCUCCGCCCUGCGUAUAUCCUCAACCAUAAGAUGAAAAUGUGGGGGCCGUAUCCGGCUGUUUUGGACGGGGUUGCAGAGGGGCAGAGGAUUAACGGUGUGGCGUAUAAGGUUAAGUCUGAGGACGACGAGAAGAAGCUGGCUGCUUAUGAGACGGGGAUGUAUAGGGGGAAGGGGGUUAUGGUUCAUUUUGGGGGUGGGGGCAAAGAGAAGGAGAGGGUGGUUGGGUGUAUGUUUGUUUGGAAUGCGGAUGAGGCGGUGCUGAAGGCCGGGAUGUUUAAUAUGGGAGGUUGGUUGGAGUGGGAGAGGAGGAUGGGGGAGUAGGCAGAUGGCAUUGAGACUGGGAGGGAUUUGCUUGAUGGCUGUGAGCCCUAAGGAUUUCGGGGUACAUCUGUUUUCAUGGAUAGAGUUGCGCAUGAGAUGUUAGCUUAUUAGCGUUAGCGUUAUUACGAGCGUGUUAUUCCUUUUACAGCUACUUCGUGUCACCUGUUUAUUCAUUCUGCUUUUUCUACAUACAAGCCACCUCAACAAGGAAAGGUUCAAGUCCGUGUUAGAAG
Messenger RNA from Aspergillus glaucus CBS 516.65, 763 nucleotides. RefSeq names its product gamma-glutamylcyclotransferase family protein. The record is from RefSeq and is a predicted model, not a curated record. The coding region runs from base 57 to 530 and encodes 157 amino acids. The transcript has a single exon. NCBI's taxonomy places the organism in Eukaryota, Fungi, Ascomycota, Eurotiomycetes, Eurotiales, Aspergillaceae.